Messenger RNA from Pseudophryne corroboree (corroboree frog), 2095 nucleotides. RefSeq names its product actin gamma 1 (gene ACTG1). Gene Ontology annotation, molecular function: structural constituent of postsynaptic actin cytoskeleton. The record is from RefSeq and is a predicted model, not a curated record. Gene Ontology annotation, cellular component: actin filament. Lineage: Eukaryota; Metazoa; Chordata; Amphibia; Anura; Myobatrachidae. The coding region runs from base 122 to 1252 and encodes 376 amino acids. The transcript is spliced from 6 exons.
UUAUAUAGAAUAACGGCCGUCAGUGUGGUCUCAUUCAGCCGGCGGCAGCGGACCUGACAGCACAUCUUCCCUUAUUACAUCUUGCUUUCCGCUCAGGAAACCUCCAGUAAAAUAAACUAAAAUGGCAGAUGAAGAGAUUGCAGCGCUCGUCAUUGACAAUGGCUCUGGUAUGUGCAAAGCCGGCUUUGCUGGAGAUGAUGCUCCCCGUGCUGUCUUCCCCUCAAUUGUUGGUCGCCCAAGACAUCAGGGUGUUAUGGUUGGUAUGGGCCAGAAAGACAGUUAUGUAGGUGAUGAGGCUCAGAGCAAGAGAGGUAUCCUGACCCUAAAAUACCCCAUUGAACACGGCAUUGUCACAAACUGGGAUGAUAUGGAAAAGAUCUGGCAUCACACUUUCUACAAUGAGCUGCGUGUGGCCCCUGAGGAGCAUCCAGUCCUACUCACAGAAGCUCCCCUGAAUCCCAAAGCAAACAGAGAAAAGAUGACGCAGAUCAUGUUUGAGACCUUCAAUACCCCAGCCAUGUAUGUUGCUAUCCAGGCUGUGCUGUCUCUCUAUGCUUCUGGUCGUACCACUGGUAUUGUGAUGGACUCUGGUGAUGGUGUGACCCACACAGUGCCCAUCUAUGAAGGUUAUGCCCUGCCUCAUGCAAUUCUGCGUCUUGACUUGGCUGGCCGUGACCUGACAGACUACCUCAUGAAGAUUCUGACAGAAAGGGGCUACAGUUUCACCACGACAGCUGAGAGGGAAAUUGUGCGAGACAUCAAGGAGAAGCUAUGCUACGUAGCUCUAGACUUCGAGCAGGAAAUGGCAACUGCUGCUUCCUCUUCAUCUCUGGAAAAGAGCUAUGAAUUGCCUGAUGGUCAGGUCAUCACUAUUGGAAAUGAGAGGUUCAGGUGUCCAGAGGCCCUCUUCCAACCUUCUUUCUUGGGUAUGGAAUCCUGUGGCAUUCAUGAAACCACAUUCAACUCCAUCAUGAAGUGUGAUGUAGAUAUCCGUAAGGAUCUGUAUGCCAACACUGUCCUGUCUGGAGGUACCACAAUGUAUCCAGGAAUUGCUGACAGAAUGCAGAAGGAAAUCACUGCCCUUGCCCCUAGCACAAUGAAAAUUAAGAUUAUUGCACCACCUGAGCGCAAGUACUCUGUCUGGAUUGGUGGCUCCAUCUUGGCCUCCCUCUCCACUUUCCAACAGAUGUGGAUCAGCAAACAGGAAUAUGAUGAGUCCGGCCCAUCCAUUGUUCACCGCAAAUGCUUCUAAAUGGACUGCUAGCAGAUGCGUUGCAUUUGCUGCGUGAGUUCUUCAAAGUAUUAAUUUGCCUCGGCAGAUGUGUACGCCUCAUGCUAGCCUCGUGAAACUGGAAUAGAGCCAACUUCCAAAUGAACUUGCCCUUGGAAUGUGAUACAUUCUUAAGUCACAUCUUGUUGGGAUAUUUUUUUUGUAAUGCAAGACUUGGAUCUGUCUCGAAACCAUUCCCGUGGUUAGUGCUAGCAUAUCAUGCCCUGUACACAUCUCUUAUACAAACCCUGGUUGGCAUUCAGUCUGAGUGUCCAUUAAGCUAAGUCUUGCGUAGAAAGAAGCACUUCUGUGAAAGGCUGCCGAUCUGCGACCGUAUUGUGAAUGAUGCUUCCCCCUCUUGGGAGUCUAAUGUAGCUGUCAUAGGGAGAAGUUGAGGCUAGAGAUGUGUACAGGGUGUCUGAGGUUUAGGCUUCCAGAUAUCUAUUUAGCGCUUAAUAUUCCAGAAUUUCAUGUCUGAGGCCGGUAGGAGUUCAUGAAGGAAUUUUCACUUGUCUUGCCACACUUUUAGUAUGGUUGGAAAACAUGGCAUCCAGGCCUUAGAACCAGUGUUUUUUUUUUUGUUUUUUUUUCCCCCCAGUUUGUAUUCCCAAAAUUCAACAUGGGUCUGAAGUUACAAACCUAUUGCAGUUACACCUGUAAAUCUCUUCAUCCAAGUUAAUUUAUGUACAUUUUUUUUGUAUGUUGCCUUAAUGUUCUCACAUGACAGUAGAAAACCAAAAUUUGUAAGUCAUCCUGAAGUUAAAAUUGUAACUCCCAGAAACACUUCAUUGUGUAACAACAAAUAAAGCGCUGCAGUAAAAAUAA